Messenger RNA from Psilocybe cubensis, 1653 nucleotides. RefSeq lists its product as uncharacterized. Lineage: Eukaryota; Fungi; Basidiomycota; Agaricomycetes; Agaricales; Agrocybaceae. The transcript has 8 exons. The record is from RefSeq and is a predicted model, not a curated record. The coding region runs from base 1 to 1653 and encodes 550 amino acids.
AUGACGUCUCGCGCGGAGGCCACAGCAAAGGAGAGCUUUCCCAAACCACGACUUGUCACCGUUUCACCACCAGUCUUCAUGAAUGGACCACACUCUCUGCAUACAGUGCCCCAGGAGGUACUUGAACAUAUAGCAUUCUUUGCUGGCACAGAUUCCUUGCUGGGGCCUCCAUCGUCUCUUGUACCGCUUUUGUUAUGCAAUCGCAAGAUACAUGCAAGCUUAUCGAUUGAGGCCAAUCACCAUCUUUAUGCACAAAUAUUCUGCAGCAAGUUCGAUACUGCGGCACCGCUGGCACGCCUGGGUUCGGUCCGGUUAACUUCGUGGGCGCUUGCACAUGAGCUGCGCAGACGAUGCGUCACACUUCAGCGACUUCGAGCAAGACUCGAUUCAACAACCCAAGCCAGGCGCGCGGAAGACGAAGAUGCAGAAAGUACCCUCAAAAUGUCAGUAUAUGAUGUCCUUUUCACGGCCUACAUCAUGAUGUUGGAAAAUGAGGAGAUGAACAAGCGACAGCUUGUGGAAUAUGGGAGAAUGAAGGAAUGGAUACGAGAAUUUUGGUUCGACUCUCACGGGGCUUCUCUGGCAAUAUACUACAUCAGGAUAGGUCAGUGGCCCGUCAAUAGGCCAGAGACAGCACUGGGAAUGUGGAUGUUCUGGUUUCUGCUGAAUACUGGUGCGUUAUGGCGUUAUGAUGUGCUUGUCGAAUCUCCGUUGAAUGUUCUAAAGGCAAUGGCUCUUGGUGCACACCUUUACGACUUAACAACGACUCCAUGGGUCGAGUUUGAACCAAAAGCCCGGAGGCCUUUCGAGGACACAAUUUUGUACGCUAAGCCAAUGGACAUGAUACCACCUCCACUUGCUGCACCUGCCAUCCUCUCAUUCCUUGCUCUCGUCAACAAAAGACGAUCGAUACCACUCCCCCCGUCUGAUUCAGCCACCCAGUCUUUCCAUGAGUGGGACUCAGAAUGGGGACGAUGUUUCAGUAAAUCCAAAAGAGACAUUACAGACUGUUUCGAGCCUGGGAGUAUCGAAGGGGUCUGGGAAGGUUUCUUUACGUAUACUGAAUUUACAGCUUAUGCUGCUAUGCUUGCGGGUGCUUCUCCGACAGUCAUUCAAAAAGGCGUUGUAGGGAGACAUCAGCAGACGUGGAAACUUCGAGAACACCACUUACUUGCUUUCGAACAUUCUGACUCUGAUUCCGGAAUCGACAUGGAUGUUGACUCUGUGACACCACUGCGUGCAGGAGACCCAUUGCGUUCAUAUUUCCCGAUAGGGACCCAGAUACGUGAGCAUAGGGAAGGUCUCACCGUCCAAGGUUCUGGAAGUUCGCAGGUCAGACGAUAUGUGCGAGCAUCUGCAUCAGACUCGCGGUCAAAUCUAGAUGAACCUGGCCCGCGCGUGCAGGAUAUAAUCAUCACUGGCGAGGGUCAUUCGGCAUGGGGUCAAUUCAACCUUGUAGGUCGAAUACGACCGUGCGAUGGUUUUAUUAGCCUCUCGAAAGAUUAUGUUGACGGUGAUAGAGGGAAGUGGUUGUAUCGAGGCUACCUUAUCGGCAACACGAACGGGAAUCUCGCUGGUCGAUGGAGAGACACACUCAGCCCUGCCGACGUUCCUGGUUAUGAAGGCUGUUUUGUGAUGAGUCGCAGGCGAUAA